AUGCUGCUUUUAAUCGCGUGCCUAUUCGCGGCGUCGGCCGCGGCGCCCGCCACUUACGACCAGCGGCAGGACGGCGACUUCAACGUGCUCGCCGACGUGCAGAACGUGGUGUUCCUCAUAGCGGUGCCGCAGAAGAUGUCGUUGCCCGCCAGCCUGCUCGACGGCAUCUUGAAGCGGUCGAAGCAGGCGGGCGAUGACGCCCUGGAGCGCUCCGACGUACAGCCGAUGGGGGCAUUCGUGGAGCCGGACACGCCUUACCAGGUGGAGAUUGGCACGGGCGAGCGUUCGGCGGGCGCGGACGGGCGGGCGGUGGAGGUCGUGAUCUCCGGCCGCCGCCGCCUGGAGACCGAGCCGCCUGAGCGCGACGAGUACAAGCUCCUCGGCGCCACGGAACAGUGUGGCCCUGACCGCGAGAGGGACCCCGUGACGCUCACGUGUCGCGCCCGCGUCCAGCCGGCCGAAGCCGCGCCGGAGAAAGCCCCCGAAGUUCUUCCCGCCGCCGCG
Iphiclides podalirius (scarce swallowtail) is the source of this 504-nucleotide messenger RNA. Lineage: Eukaryota; Metazoa; Arthropoda; Insecta; Lepidoptera; Papilionidae. The record is from the annotation of a GenBank genome assembly.